Messenger RNA from Sciurus carolinensis (gray squirrel), 2774 nucleotides. RefSeq names its product TNF receptor associated factor 7 (gene Traf7). The record is from RefSeq and is a predicted model, not a curated record. Gene Ontology annotation, molecular function: protein binding. NCBI's taxonomy places the organism in Eukaryota, Metazoa, Chordata, Mammalia, Rodentia, Sciuridae. Gene Ontology annotation, cellular component: nucleolus. Gene Ontology annotation, biological process: Notch signaling pathway; ribosomal large subunit assembly.
CACGAGUGCCUGGACUACAGGCCUGCACCACCGACGCCCCGCCAGCUCCUCCCUGUUGCGGAGGCCGUUGAGCCUACCGGUGAGCGACAGGUGCACAGAGCAAAUCAGAUUUUGAUCUGCACCUGGAGAGCUUCAGCAGCCGCCAAUCACGCCCAGUGGCCUCGGGGCCGCCGGAAGUCGUCGUUUCUGAAGCGCCGCACUUAAGGCAGCGGCCGGGCCACUAGACCUGCGAACUACAAGUCCCGGCGGGCCCCGUGCGCCGGCGCUUCCGGCUCGAGCGUCUGUCCCUUUCCCGGCCGGCGGCCGCGGGGGCACGAUGAAGCGAACGGGUGGCGCUGCCGCUCCCGGGCAGCCGCGGGCGGGGAAUGCUGCCCAAGGACCCUGGAUGCCUCUCUAGAGCAUGAGCACAGGCAAGAGCGCCCGCUACAACCGCUUCUCUGGGGCGCCUGCCAACCUUCCCUCCCCAGACCUCAGCACCGGGACCAGAAUGGAAACAACCUUUGGACCCGCCUUCUCCGCUGUCACCACCAUCACAAAAGCUGAUGGUUCCAGCACAUACAAGCAGCACCGCAGAACACCUUCCUCUUCCAGCACCCUCGCCUACUCCCCACGGGAUGAGGAGGACGGCAUGCCCCCCAUCAGCACUCCUCGCCGCUCCGAUUCGGCCAUCUCCGUCCGCUCCCUGCACUCCGAGUCCAGCAUGUCCUUGCGCUCCACGUUCUCACUGCCGGAGGAGGAAGAGGAGCCGGAGCCACUGGUAUUUGCUGAGCAGCCCUCAGUGAAGCUGUGCUGCCAACUCUGCUGUGGUGUGUUCAAGGACCCCGUGAUCACCACAUGUGGGCACACGUUCUGUAGGAGAUGCGCCUUGAAGUCAGAGAAGUGUCCCGUGGACAAUGCCAAGCUGACAGUGGUGGUGAACAACAUCGCGGUAGCCGAACAGAUCGGGGAGCUCUUCAUCCACUGCAGGCACGGCUGUCGUGUGGUGGGUGCAGGGAAACCCAGUGUCUUCGAGGUGGACCGGGGGUGCCCCUUCACCAUAAAGCUCAGUGCCCGGAAGGACCACGAGGGCAGCUGUGACUACAGGCCUGUGCGCUGCCCCAACAAUCCCAGCUGCCCACCCCUCCUCAAGAUGAACCUGGAGGCCCACCUCAAAGAAUGCGAGCACAUCAAGUGUCCUCACUCAAGUACGGGUGAGUGCACCUUCAUUGGGAACCAGGAUACAUAUGAGACACACCUAGAGACGUGCCGGUUUGAGGGCCUGAAGGAGUUCCUGCAGCAGACAGAUGACCGCUUCCACGAGAUGCAUGUGGCCCUGGCACAAAAGGACCAGGAGAUAGCCUUCCUGCGCUCCAUGCUGGGCAAGCUCUCUGAGAAGAUUGACCAGCUAGAGAAGAGCCUCGAGCUCAAGUUUGAUGUCCUGGAUGAGAAUCAGAGCAAACUCAGCGAGGACCUCAUGGAAUUCCGGAGGGAUGCAUCCAUGUUGAAUGAUGAGCUGUCCCACAUCAAUGCACGGCUGAACAUGGGCAUCCUAGGAUCCUAUGACCCUCAGCAGAUCUUCAAGUGCAAAGGGACCUUUGUCGGCCACCAGGGCCCUGUCUGGUGUCUCUGUGUCUACUCCAUGGGUGACCUGCUCUUCAGUGGUUCCUCUGACAAGACCAUCAAGGUGUGGGACACCUGUACCACCUACAAGUGCCAGAAGACACUGGAGGGCCAUGAUGGCAUUGUGCUAGCUCUCUGCAUCCAGGGGUGCAAACUCUACAGUGGCUCUGCAGAUUGCACUAUCAUUGUAUGGGAUAUCCAGAACCUGCAGAAAGUGAACACCAUCCGGGCCCACGACAACCCUGUGUGCACACUUGUGUCCUCCCACAACAUGCUCUUCAGUGGCUCCCUGAAGGCCAUUAAGGUCUGGGACAUCGUGGGUACUGAGCUAAAGUUGAAGAAGGAGCUCACAGGCCUCAACCACUGGGUGCGGGCCCUGGUGGCAGCCCAGAGCUACUUGUACAGUGGCUCCUACCAGACAAUCAAGAUCUGGGACAUCCGGACCCUCGACUGCAUCCACGUCCUACAGACGUCUGGUGGCAGCGUCUACUCCAUCGCUGUGACGAAUCACCACAUUGUCUGUGGCACCUAUGAGAACCUCAUCCAUGUAUGGGAUAUCGAAUCCAAGGAGCAGGUGCGGACCCUAACAGGCCAUGUGGGCACCGUGUAUGCCCUGGCGGUCAUCUCGACACCAGACCAGACCAAAGUCUUCAGUGCAUCCUAUGACCGGUCCCUCAGGGUCUGGAGCAUGGAUAACAUGAUCUGCACCCAGACUCUACUGCGCCAUCAGGGUAGUGUGACCGCACUGGCUGUGUCCCGGGGCCGGCUCUUCUCAGGAGCUGUGGAUAGCACUGUGAAGGUUUGGACAUGCUAACAGACUCCAGACCAGACCUUUGCUUCCGGUGGCCCUGUCUGAGCCAAGCUGGCCACAGGGGGUGGCCCUGGAGCUUUUCCUACCCUGUAGGGGCAGGUAGACAGAGUCACAUGGCCAGGCAGUGCCCUCCUGCCCUGCACUCCAUGAGCCUCCCUUUACUCAACUCGACCCUCUCUCAUUGUGGCUAGGGCAACGCCCAGGCUCCUCUCUGGGUGCCAGGUACGACGCUUGCCCAGCCCACCCUUUGUCCCCAUGCCAGUUGGAUUAUGGGCCUUUUUACUUACCUUUUCUACUGUUUUUAAACUGUAUAUAGAUUUAUUUGAUUACUUCCUGAUUGAAAUAAAAGCUGCACAGGACUGUG